AUGGAAGGUAAAACAUUUUUGAGAUGGGUUGGACCACACUCCAACAUGGGAUGCUCCCUGUAUCGAGUCGACCCACAACUAGAUGGACUUGGGCCAAUAUCAUUGAGUAACGCCCAGACCCAGCCUGACAUACCCAAUCCAGAAACAAUAUUGAUCCGGUUGGGAACAAGAAAGAAAAAUUCCUCAAAACAGAAAAUUUGA
Dovyalis caffra is the source of this 201-nucleotide messenger RNA. The record is from the annotation of a GenBank genome assembly. Lineage: Eukaryota; Viridiplantae; Streptophyta; Magnoliopsida; Malpighiales; Salicaceae.